AAAGUCGUGUCGCAUAUAAUAAACUUGUUCUAAUUAUUUUAGAUUUUUUUUGAAAAUUUUUUUUCGAUCUUUUUGGUCAGGUUUUGACUGACAGUAACUCGAGAAUUAUGGAGUUUGGGAUAAAUCUUCGAGAAGGAAAAAAUGUUCAUUCUAUAAUUUUGAACUCACUGACAUUUAAAAAAAAAUUUUUGUCGAUUUUUUCCAACGUCAUUUUUUGUCACGUCAUGGUAGCAAAACAAUCAACAAUUGUUUUUGGAUGGAAGCUCAAGAUUAAUUCCCACAGAUAAUAGUGUAGCAUUUAACAAAAUAAUUAUAGAUUUCCGGAAAUUAUUGGAGUGAUGAGUCGGAAAGCAGCGCAUCAAAUUAUAAAUCGACAAAGAUUAAUCAUUCGGCCGCCCAUUCCCGAUUCAAUGAGGGAUCUCGGAACUAUGCUCCAAGAUUGGACUGUUUCUAGAAAUAUAUAUAAGGGCCAAUUUACAGCUGAUGACGGCUCCAUUGGCAUUGUGUUUUAUGAUGAUGAUAUGCUUCAGCACUUUAAUCUUGCCACGGAACUCCAUAUAGAUGGAACUUUUAAGUGUGUUCCAAGGUCCCCAAGAGCCUGUCAAUUACUUUUAAUACAUAUAAGACGAGCUGAUAUUGGUUUCCCAGUGAUAUUCGUGCUAUGUGAGAGGAGGACGGCGAGUUUUUAUAAAGCGAUGUGGGAUUUUAUAAAAAUCAAGGCACCUGGGCUGGUUGAUCACUUAAAUGUCAUAAAUUCAGACUAUGAACGGGCAAUUCUUUCAGCUAGUCGCUCGGCUUUUGGUGAAAGAAUUCACAUAAGAGGCUGCUGGUUCCAUUUUAUCCAAGCAGUAACGAAGAAAUGGAAAAAGUUGCGCCUACCAAGGAACGAAGACGGGAACAGUGUUCUCCAAAAAGCAUGGGCGAUCGCUUUAUUGCCCGCUGAGAAUUUUGCAGAAGCAAUCCAAAUUAUUUCAGACAGUGCAAGGCAACUCCAACUGGAUCGCGCAAAAAUAAAUUCUUUUAUUGCUUACUUGAAAGGGUUUUGGUUACGCCAAGCAAAUAUCGUUUCUGUCUACGGUUCAGCUGUUCGCACUAACAAUAUAAGCGAGGCGUGCCAUCGUCACCUAGUAAGAAGAUUGGGUGGCAUCCAUCCACCGCUCUCAACUUUUAUACCUCUACUUGUCAAAUAUAUGAAAAAGAUCAGCAUUGAUUGGCAAGAAUUAAAUGCAGGCAUAAUUCAUAAUCGUCGACGACAGGAUGUCCAACGACCCAGAGAUCGUCAUAUCAGUCAUCAGCAAGAAUUACUGCUAAGCAAUCGUAUUAGCAUCUUAGAUUUUCUUACAAUCAGUGUGCCACGUACAGAACGAGAGGAACUCGACGUGGAUUUAAAUUUGCAAGAAGUACGCCGACAACCACGAGUACGUAGAGCUCGUCAAGAAAUUGCAGCCAUUCCGGGUCCACCUCGUCGCCGUGGACGACCACGGCGAGGAAUUCCGGUUCCGCCAUUGGAACAGCUGCCGCAGCCACUUCAACAAGAGCAGGAGCCACGCGAGGAGCGACCAGUUAACCAGCAACUACCGCAACUACCAGAGGAUCAGUUGGAACAUGUUGGAGAUGCGGUGCUGGAAAGAGAACAACCAGGCAGGGAUAUAGAAGAAGAUGAUGCACCACCUCAGAUAGAUCCCAAUUCUUGCAAGAUUUGUCUGAACGCACCCGCAAAUAUAGUGUAUCUUCCCUGCGCCCAUCUAUGUGCAUGUUUGAGUUGCUCUCAAACAGUGCAGAGAACCCAUGAAAAUCGGGUCGAGGAGGCUCUUUUAAAUGGCGAAGAGUAUCCUCAAUUUCUGAGAUGCCCUCUCUGUCGAGGACAUGUGCAAAAUACUGUACAGGUUUAUACUUAAAAAGUUACUUCCGGACUGCAUCCAAAAGAAGAGAAAAAAAGUUCAAGGGAAAGAUAGGCCAGAGUCUCUCGAAACCUUAAGAUUGGGCUAAGCUACAAAUGGCAGGAAGAAAGAGAAACAUCUCGUAUAUCGACGAUCCAGAUUUCACCCCCACUAUUUUUCUCCGCCAUCUGCUCCGUACCUUUUUUUCCGACGCCAUUUUAUUUCAAUUUGUUCGAUAAACCUUGUUCUUCUUGAAAGAGAAACAGUGAAGCUUUUUUUUCAUUCUUCAUUCUUACCAGUUCAAGAUUAUUUUCAUUCGCUAGUAUUACCAAUACCUGUAUUGCUUAUAAACUAUUACGAUCUGUGUUUUGCUUCGUAACUAUUAGAACUUAAUCGAGGGAUGUUUCACGGUCCAAUUUAUAUUCUUGUAAGAGGAUGGGAAGUUUUUUCCACAAUUAACAAAAAAUGUGUCCAAAGGUAAUUCACUAUCGGUACUAUGUGUUGAUUACUAUUAUUGGUAAUAAUAAAAUAAAAUGAACCAACCUGUUGAAU
Venturia canescens is the source of this 2432-nucleotide messenger RNA. RefSeq lists its product as uncharacterized. The record is from RefSeq and is a predicted model, not a curated record. Lineage: Eukaryota; Metazoa; Arthropoda; Insecta; Hymenoptera; Ichneumonidae. The transcript is spliced from 9 exons. Bases 339 to 1898 code for a protein of 519 amino acids.